GCCCCUUCCCCUCUGCCUUUCCUUCCAUCGCCACGCCGACCAGCCUCGGGAUCCGGCAUCCAGACGCAUUGCGCGUCGGGCAGCUGUGACACAGCACCCUCCACCCCUGCAGUCACCAUGACCUCGCCCGCUUCUCCCCGGGGUAGCCUGCCAGGGCUGCAGCUCCCGCCUGGCGAUCGGACGGCCAUCGCGCGACAUCUGUCCGCGUCGCUGCCGAUCCGGCGAGUGCUUCUCGUCUGUAAGCACAACGAUCUGAAUGUCUCGGCCACUCUGGCCAGCGUGGCUUCCUGGAUUUUGCAAUACCACACCUACGACGCGGCACACGAGGCAGCCUCGGUGGCGAUGACCGUGGCCGCCACCACUGCCACACCGCCCUCGCCCUGGGCCACCACUCCCGGCUCCGAUCGCCCGGCACACCCGCCGAUCCUCAUCUUCCUGGAAACGUCCAACUUCCUGGACCAACAUGUCCGCCAGACCGGCCUCCUCGACAGCGAUCGCGUGGUUCCCUUUCUCCCGGCCGGCGAAGCGCGGCGCUGUGUCCGGUCGCUGUUGGCAUUCAAGCAGCGCCUGCAGCAGCAGGCCGCUUCAUUGGAUGAUGGCCCCUGUCCCAUGAGCCCUCUAUCGACGGAGGACUGUAUGCAGUGCAGCUCCGCUUGCUCCGAGCCCUUCUGCGAAUCCUCCCACUCGGACAUCGAUCUGAUUGUGACUCUUGGCGGCGACGGCACGGUCCUUCGUGCUUCUUCGCUCUUUCCUCGGCAUAUGCCGCCAGUGCUUCCUCUGCGCCUGGGGACACUGGGCUUCUUGACGCCCCACUCGGUUGGCAGCUUCCCGCGCAAGUUCCAGUUGAUCGCCACUGCUCAAGCGGCCAUCACCCACAAGAUGCGCAUCCAAUGUGCCUACGUACCACACGAUGUGGGCGCCGCCAGCCCCGGUCUUGUGCCUGCCUUUGGCACCCUGGGAAUGUCCACCUCGGCUCCUUCUCUGUCGCUGCCUGUCGGCGAGUCGCCAAGCCAGUCCCCCGGGGAGGCUGCCUGUCCCCCGACCGCCGGCGGGCCCAGCCGCAGCAGCGCCGUUCCCCUCUGCUCUCACUCCAACGACGAGCGCUGCUCCCCCCCCGGUGGGGCGACCGAACCGUCAUCCUCGUCUUCGUCAUCCUUGUCGAAUGGCUGCUGCCGGAAUUCCGGUCGUCCCGCCGGCAAGGAGGGCAGCCACCCCCUCUGUGCCGGGGCCGGCUCCUCGAGCGACCCGAGCCAGGCUCACGUUCGGACUUUCCAUGCGCUCAAUGAGCUGGUGAUCGAUCGGGGCGUGUCGCCGCACCUGACCGCCCUGCAGCUGGCCGUCGGAGAUCGACACAUGCGCGGAACCAUCAAUGCCGACGGGCUGAUCAUUGCCACGCCCACCGGCUCGACGGCGUACUCCCUGUCGGCCGGUGGGAGUCUCGUCCACCCGGCGGUUCCGGGGAUCCUACUGACGCCCAUCUGCCCGCAUGGGCUGUCCUUCCGCCCGGUCAUCGUCCCGGCCACCGUGCCCUUGACCAUCACCAAUCCCCCCCUGCCGAGCACCAGCUCGGCCCCUCCUUCAGUUUCCUCCUCCCACACCGACCUCGACCUGGCAGCCAGUGGCAUGGCCCUCGGCGCGUCGCUGCUCGGAGGCAUGGGCUUCGCCUCUUCGUCAUCCUCCGAAGAGGCAGCAAUGCCCGCCCUUCCUGGCGGCGACCAGGGCGAUGCCACUGCCGCUGCGCCUGGGGCCGGGGCCGGGGCCGGGGCCCGCGCGACGGGCUACCCCCCGCUGGUGAGCCUUCCCCGUGCUGGAACCGGGCUGGCCUUGGCGACAUCGGCUCCGGCCCCGACGUCCCGUGCGUCUGCCUGGCUGACCGUCGAUGGGAACCAGGUGGCGGAGCUUCGCCGGGGGGAUCAUGUUGUGGUGUCGGUUUCGCCCUUCCCCGUGCCGAUUGUGUCUCGGUGCUCCGACGCCACGGACGACUGGUUUUCCUCGCUGGAGCGUUGCCUUCAGUGGAAUGUGCGCGAGGGCUAUGUCCCGCCGGCGCAGACCGGUGCCCACCACCGGAGCCCCCCCUCCGGCCAUGGCGCGACUUCUGUGGCUGGCGCUGGCGCCGGCCUCUUCCCUCCUGGGGCAUUCUCAUGACCGGCCUGCCUCACGCUCACCUGUUCGCACUGCUUGCGCUGCUCCUUUGCGCGCCUGCCGCUUCUCGAAAGGCGGGGCCGGGGGGUGACCCUGGGGCGCACUUGACUAGAUCCCCCAUCCUUAUGCACAUUUCCCUGCGUGUGUCUCCUUCCUCCUUCUUUCCCUCCCCUCCUCUCUCUCUCUCUCUC
This is a messenger RNA of Fonticula alba, 2333 nucleotides long. RefSeq lists its product as hypothetical. NCBI's taxonomy places the organism in Eukaryota, Rotosphaerida, Fonticulaceae. Gene Ontology annotation, biological process: NAD+ metabolic process; NADP+ biosynthetic process. The record is from RefSeq and is a predicted model, not a curated record. Gene Ontology annotation, molecular function: NAD+ kinase activity. The coding region runs from base 118 to 2145 and encodes 675 amino acids. The transcript is spliced from 5 exons.